AUGGCAGCUGAAAAUUACACUGUGAACAAUGUAGAGAGCUUUAUAAUCACUGGAUUUGAUCACCUGCAGAAUCAAAAACUCCUUGGAUUCCUCAUCUUAAUAACCUACAUGCUCAUACUGCUUGGGAACGGCAUUAAUCUGUGUAUCAUCUCGAUUAACAGGCAUUUACACAAACCAAUGUACAUAUUAAUCUGUAAUCUAGCUGUUGUUGACAUAAUGUUCUCUUCUACCUGCAGCACAACCAUGAUCUCAGUGCUGCUGGCUGAGACUAAAACAGUUUCAUAUUACUCUUGUAUCUCAAGGACAUACUUUUAUCAUCUCGGUGAUAUCAUAGUAUGCAUUGCUCUAACAUUAAUGGCAAUAGACCGACUUAUUGCGAUCAAGAUUCCAUUAAGGUACCACAGCAUAGUAACAAAUUCACGAACAUUUCUGCUUAUUUCUCUGACUUGGCUCAUUGGUUUUUCUAUUAUGGGUGUUGUGAUAUCAGUGGUAGACAACGUCCCAUACUGUCAGCCUGUCAUCAGAUAUGUGUUUUGUGAUUAUCCUUCUAUGAUCAGAGCUGCUUGUGUUAAUCCUGAACCAUAUUUUUUCUUGCCUGCAAUGAUCAGUCUUUGGCUGUUGUGUGGACAGUUUCCCUUUAUUCUGUGUACCUAUGCUGUCCUGGCUUACAGUGUUACUAGACUCUCCAACAACUCAAGCAAAAAGCAAAUGAUCAGCACUUGCUCCAGUCAUCUCAUUGUCUUGUUUAGUUAUUAUGCACCAAAGCUGGUUUCUGUUUUACUAACUCGAAUAGGAGUUGUGCUAAGUUUAACAGACAGAAACGCAGUAACAAUCGUAGCCUCUAUUGUUCCUUCAUUAAUAAACCCCACUGUUUAUUGCACCAGGACUAAAGAGAUCAGGAAACGAUUAGCAGAUGUAUUUUUGCACAAAAGAAUUGUACCAAAUCACUUAAAGGUUGUAUCAUAA
Cyprinus carpio (common carp) is the source of this 966-nucleotide messenger RNA. Its product is annotated as olfactory receptor 10G4-like. Lineage: Eukaryota; Metazoa; Chordata; Actinopteri; Cypriniformes; Cyprinidae. Gene Ontology annotation, molecular function: olfactory receptor activity; G protein-coupled receptor activity. Gene Ontology annotation, biological process: G protein-coupled receptor signaling pathway. Gene Ontology annotation, cellular component: membrane. The record is from RefSeq and is a predicted model, not a curated record.